This is a messenger RNA of Rhincodon typus (whale shark), 1873 nucleotides long. Its product is annotated as protein sprouty homolog 2. Gene Ontology annotation, biological process: negative regulation of fibroblast growth factor receptor signaling pathway; multicellular organism development; animal organ development. Gene Ontology annotation, cellular component: cytosol; membrane. The record is from RefSeq and is a predicted model, not a curated record. The coding region runs from base 262 to 1416 and encodes 384 amino acids. NCBI's taxonomy places the organism in Eukaryota, Metazoa, Chordata, Chondrichthyes, Orectolobiformes, Rhincodontidae. The transcript is spliced from 2 exons.
UGUCCCUUGUUUGCUGUUGUAUUUGCAUGUUUGCGUUUACGAUUUUACUUGGGAUUAACCUUGUCACCUUUAAUGUAAAUGACAUAUUAAUCCCCGCACCGAACCCGGGUUGGAGAUGAGUAAACAUGUUCUGUUAAAUGCUGCUUGAAUUGGGUGGGAUUUGCAGAGAGGAAUGAGGGGUGCCACCCUAGUACAUGUGCUCCUGUUAGUUGUCUCGUGUGUGUGUGAACCGAGAGACUGCUCAGUCCCUAGCGCUGUCUAAUGGCCCUGCUACAGUAUUUGACUUUCGCAUGUAGUAUCCAUUUCAAGGCAGCUUGCUGUAUCGGAUUCGGCACAUCCGGAAUUGCAAAUUCUCUGCUAUUCGAUAGAGGAGUGCUGCUUCACCGGGUCCCACCGGCCGGCCGCACUCAACACCGCUUCACUAUAGUCUUGCCUGACUCCCGAAGCGAUGAUCCCCUGCAAUUUAAACAAAGACAAAUGAUGCAAAUAUUCAUCAGGUCUGACCAAUGUGCACCCAGCCCGCGGGCCUGCACCGACCACAUUCAGAUGGAGACUCCCACAGCGCUCGCAUCGCCCCUAUCCCUGCAGCUCGCUCACGACAGGGGGCGGCAGCGGUUUGAUCCUGACCCCGGGGAGCUGCAGCACGGCCCGGUGCUCUCGAUCGACCAGAUACGGGCCAUCCGAGCCAACAACGACUACGUGGAGCGCCCGGUGCUAAGCGGCCCCAGGAGCAGCCCCGGCGGCUCGGCCCACAAGUGGGAACGGCCCGGCGAGCCGGAUCGGCGGGCCUCGGGGCCCCAGCAGCAGCUGAGCCGGUCCACCAGCACCGUCAGCUCGGCGUCCCGCAGCAGUAGCACCUCGGAGCAGAGGCUGCUGCUCAGCCUGACCUCGUCUCCUUCAGGCCAAGGGAUUAUCCGGGCGCAGCCCAAAGCUGACCUGAAAGCCGAGCUGAAGAAGGUUCCUGGCGGCGAGGACUGCAGCCAACACUCGCUGCGGUGUGAGCAGUGCGGCAAGUGCAAAUGCAGCGAGUGUACGGCCCCCAGGACUCUGCCUUCGUGCUGGCUCUGUGAGCAGAGGUGCCUUUGCUCUUUGCAGAGCGCUCUGGAGUACGGCACUUGUGUGUGCUGUGUGAAGGGUCUCUUUUAUCACUGCUCCAGUGACGACGAGGACAACUGUGCCGACAACCCGUGCUCCUGCAGCCAAGGCCACUGCUGCGCCCGCUGGACCGCCAUGGGCUUCAUCUCUGCGUUCAUGCCGUGCUUAUGGUGCUACCUACCAGCCAAAGCCGGCCUCCGCCUCUGCCAGGGAUGUUACGACGGCGUCAAGCGACCGGGCUGUCGGUGCAAGAACUCCAACACCGUGUGCAGGAAGUUUUCCAACGCACCUUGUCCGAAAGCCAUCGAAAAGCCUUUAUGACCAAGACACUCUUGCUAUCUCCGUGACCAAUGUUAACCCUGUGGAAGUUCAGAAGGCACAUUCUCUCCAAAACAAACAAGAAAGCUUUCUGAGUCAGAUUCCCGAGAGGGGAUUCUGAAGGCCAGCCCAGGACAUGCACGGGACCAUGGUGUAGGUCUUGGGGGAGAGGGGAUUAGGGGAGAGAAUGGUUGCUGAACCCUCAGUUGGAUGUUUGAAUAGAUUCCUUCCUGAAAACCGAAACAAAAGCCUCACCUUUACCUGGAGGUCUGGGCAUGUGUAACCUGCAGGGAGAACAGGGACGGUCAAUCCUCAUGCUAAGCACCUUCUUAUGGGAUCUUCCUGUGUUCGUUAUGUAGGCCCAGUGAGUUCCUCUGCCGGCAAAUUCCUGAGAUUCCAUUUGUCAACUGCCUGACCAGAGAGAAAUUGGAUGAGUCCACCUCCCAGCGCGCACUCCCCG